GUUGCAUAUCAUAUUUGGUACAUUAUUAAGCAAAUAUAUUCACCAUGAAAUUGUGUUUGACUUUAUCAGUUUUAUUGUCAGUAAUUUUGGUCGAAGCUGAUGAAGGAAAGUACACCAGCAAAUUUGACAAUAUUGAUUAUAAAGCCAUUUUAGCAAGUGAAAGAUUGUUGUUGAAUUAUUACAAAUGCAUGAUGGACGAAGGACCUUGUACACCGGAUGGAAAAGAAUUGAAAAAAGUUAUUCCGGAAACAUUGGAGACUGAAUGUGGGAAGUGUACGGAAAAACAGAAGGCAGCCGCUAAAGAAAUUAUACAUUUUAUGGUAAACAACAAACUUGAGUUGUGGAAAAAUUUAUUGGAAAAAUACGAUCCCCAAGGUACUUAUAGAGAAAAGUAUCAAGAUGAAUGGAGAAAACAAGGAUAUCCUUUAUAGACAUAACAGUACUUUGUGGUUGAAUUUGAAAUAAAAUUAUUGGCAUUGAAUGUUUUGACUUGA
This is a messenger RNA of Diorhabda sublineata, 494 nucleotides long. Its product is annotated as ejaculatory bulb-specific protein 3-like. The record is from RefSeq and is a predicted model, not a curated record. The transcript is spliced from 2 exons. Lineage: Eukaryota; Metazoa; Arthropoda; Insecta; Coleoptera; Chrysomelidae. The coding region runs from base 45 to 431 and encodes 128 amino acids.